GUGAACUGCUCUACGCACGGGCUAGUUUGGACUGCGCGAAGCUCCGUAGCUAGAGCCAAAGGAAGGGAAAAAGGAAGCGGUGAGCGGGGCCGCCUGGGAGCAUGGAGCUGCUGCCUGUGUGCGCCUAACCGGAGCGCGCCCGAGCCAUCUCCACCAUGGCUACGUCAUCCGAAGAAGUGUUACUGAUUGUCAAGAAGGUGCGCCAGAAGAAACAAGAUGGGGCCCUUUACUUGAUGGCGGAAAGGAUUGCCUGGGCCCCUGAGGGGAAGGACCGGUUCACUGUGAGCCACAUGUACGGAGAUAUCAAAUGUCAGAAGAUCAGCCCCGAUGGCAAAGCAAAAGUCCAGCUCCAGCUCGUCCUGCACACGGGAGAGAACACAAACUUACAUUUCUCCAAUGAAAGCACAGCAAUAAAGGAGAGGGACGCCGUGAAAGAGCUGCUGCAGCAGCUGCUCCCCAAGUUCAAGCGAAAGGCGAACAAGGAACUGGAGGAAAAGAACAGGAUGCUGAAGGAGGACCCGGUCUUGUUCCAGCUCUACAAGGACCUGGUGGUCAGUCAGGUGAUCAGCGCCGAGGAGUUCUGGGCUAAUCGCUUGAGCCUCAACUCCCUGGAGAACAGCCUGUCCAAUAACAAGCAAGACGUGGGGAUCUCCGCUGCCUUCCUGGCUGAUGUUCGUCCCCAAACUGAUGGGUGCAAUGGUCUGAGAUAUAACCUGACCCCGGAUAUCAUCGAGUCCAUAUUCCGCACAUAUCCAGCAGUAAAGCUGAAAUACGAUGAGAACGUUCCCCACAACAUGACGGAGAAGGAGUUCUGGACUCGCUUUUUUCAGUCACAUUAUUUUCAUCGAGACCGGCUCAACACUGGAUCUAAAGACUUGUUUGCGGAGUGCGCCAAGAUGGAUGAGAAAGGUCUGAAGUCUUUGGUCUCCCAAGGGGUAAAGAAUCCAAUGUUAGACUUGUUGUCUCUGGAGGACAAGUGUCUUGAUGAGGGAUAUGGGAUGUCGUCUGUGCCAUCAACUUCAAAUGCAAAAUCUGUGAAAGAGAACAGCAAUGCUGCCAUCAUCAAACGAUUCAACCACCACAGUGCCAUGGUGCUGGCAGCGGGACUCCGAAAAGAAGAAGCACAAAAUGACCAAUACAGUGAGACGAGUAGCACAGAUGGCAAUUCCCGGGACUCCGACUUCUUCCAGCCCCCUGUAAAGAAGGUGAAGUUGCAGGAGGCCAUAGACUAUGAAGACUUAGAAGAACGUACCCGUAUCAAACCAAUAGCACUAAACCUCAAGAAAUCAGAUAGGUAUUAUCAUGGUCCAACUCCGGUCCAAUCCCAGCAAUAUACAACCAGUCAGGAUAUUAUUAACUCCUUCAAUAGUAUUAAACAACAAAUGGAAAGCUAUGUACCAAGACUAACUCAGGUUCUUUCAAACAGCGCUGCUAGUAGUACAAUUUCUGCUUUGUCCCCUGGAGGUGCUUUGAUGCAAGGAGGGACCCAGCAAGCCAUAAACCAGAUGGUGCCAAACGAUGUCCAGUCUGAGCUGAAGCACUUGUACGUGGCGGUGGGUGAGCUGCUCCGUCAUUUCUGGUCCUGUUUCCCCGUUAAUACUCCCUUCUUAGAGGAAAAGCUUAUUAAGAUGAGGAAUAACUUGGAAAGGUUCCAGGUUACUAAACUGUGUCCAUUCCAGGAGAAGGUGAAGAAACUCUACCUUAGCACAAACCUCACGAGUCACUUAGAAGAAAUGCUUCAAACAGCGUACAACAAGUUUCAGAUGUGGCAGUCUCGCCGCAUGUUGAAGAAAACGUGAGGUUUUUCUGUCCCAGACAUGGGGGGGAAAAAAAAAAGAA
Messenger RNA from Bufo bufo (common toad), 1839 nucleotides. RefSeq names its product general transcription factor IIH subunit 1 (gene GTF2H1). The record is from RefSeq and is a predicted model, not a curated record. Bases 156 to 1799 code for a protein of 547 amino acids. Gene Ontology annotation, biological process: nucleotide-excision repair; transcription by RNA polymerase II; transcription by RNA polymerase I. Gene Ontology annotation, cellular component: transcription factor TFIIH core complex; transcription factor TFIIH holo complex. The transcript has 15 exons. NCBI's taxonomy places the organism in Eukaryota, Metazoa, Chordata, Amphibia, Anura, Bufonidae.